GUCUUUAAUUCCCAUUUGACUGUCGCGUGUAUUUGCCUGGAGGCGAAUCAGUGAGUGAGAGGAGCAGGAAGGGCUCCUCCUCCUCCAUCCUCCAUCCUCGAAGCGAAGCCGUCCCUCUCCAUCUAUCUAAUUGUAUCAAAAUCCACGGAGGCUUCGAUCCAUGGGCAUGGCGAACGAGGAGAGCUCUCUUCUUGCGCCGCCGGCCCCGGUCGCUGACCCCAACGAGAUCGACCUAGAAGCUGGCCCAGGCGAGCAAUUCCAGUGCCGGAUCUGCCUCGAAACCGACGGGCGGGAUUUCAUAUCGCCGUGCAAGUGCAAGGGGACCUCCAAGUACGUCCAUCGUGAAUGCUUGGACCACUGGCGAUCUGUCAAGGAAGGUUUUGCAUUUGCACAUUGCACGACUUGCAAGGCUCCUUAUUAUUUGAGGGUUCAUGUUCAUGUAGAUAGGAAAUGGAGAGUUUUGAAAUUUCGGUUCUUCGUCACUAGAGAUAUACUCGUUGUAUUUGCAGCCGUUCAACUUAUAGUCUCUCUAUUGGCAUAUGUGGUCUACUUGAUUGAUCGUUCUCAAGACAAUUGGUUGCGGUUGGCUUGGGGAUUUGACGGUGAAAGUAGUUUCUACUAUAUAUGCGGGGCUCUAUCAUUUUUCGCUCUACUAGGAUUAUCUGGAUGCUUUAUUACCUGCUAUGAUCGAAGAGUGCGUAAUGAUCUGGCUCAGCCAUGUAGAGAGUUGUGCCUUUGUUGCUGUCAACCUGGGUUUGCAACUAUUUUUCUAAUGUAUGCCGACUGUCAUCUCCCGGGAACUCUUUGUAUGUGGACUGACUGCACUACAUGCUUUGAGAGUUGUGCGAGUUCAGCUGGAGAAUGCGGAUGCUUAGGAGGGGCCAGCGAAGCUGGGCCACCUUUACUUUUUAUCGUAGCACUCGUCGUUCUUGGGCUCUUCACUGUCAUUGGCAUAUUCUACAGUGUUCUUGUGGCAACGAUGGUCGGCCAACGAAUCUGGCAGCGCCACUACCAUAUACUUGCCAAACGAAUGCUAACAAAAGAGUACGUCGUUGAAGAUGUCGGUAACGAGGGCACCGAUUGGCGCCCGCCACCGCUACCACAAGAGCAUGUUCAGCAGCUAAAGUCGCUUAGACUCCUGUAGUUCAACAUUUGAAGACAUUUAAGUUAGCAUUGCACUUUAGAGACGGAUCGUAUAUAGGCAUGUAUAAAAAAUAAAGUGUCCAAUUUGGCCACUACAUUUCUGUUAGAGGUACGCUCGAUGCUUUGCUUUGUAAAUAUGCAGAAAAAUAUAGUGGAAAUCAAGUAUUCGGCACUGCCUUCUACC
Molecule: messenger RNA, 1327 nt
Organism: Zingiber officinale
Lineage: Eukaryota; Viridiplantae; Streptophyta; Magnoliopsida; Zingiberales; Zingiberaceae
Exons: 7
Coding region: 161-1144 (327 amino acids)
Molecular function (GO): zinc ion binding
Source: RefSeq, a predicted model, not a curated record